GAUAAGCUAGAUACAGAGUCCAGAGUUCAGACAACAUAUAUAGCAGCGGCGGCGACGGCACCAUGCGCGCUCAGGCGAGCGUCCUGCACCGAGUCGCCCUCGCCACCACCGGGCCAGGCCAGACGUCGUCGUCUCCGGUGAGCAUGACGGCCACGGAGCAGCAGCAGCCGGUGCCUGUCAUAACAGUGAACUCGGACAUGGUGGUCAUCCUGGCGUCGCUCUUGUCCGCGCUCGUCCUCGCCCUCGGCAUCGCCCUCGUCACCCACUGCGCAUGCAGACGCCGGCGCUCCGCCAACUCUCCUCCUCCCACCAGGGGGCUGAAGAAAAAGGACAUCGAUGCUCUCCCCACCGUCUCCUUCGCUGCCGCGGCUCCAGCGCAGUCAUCGUCUUCGUCGUCGUCAGAGUGCGCGAUCUGCCUGGCAGAGUUCACGGAGGGGGAGGGACUGCGCGUGCUCCCGCAGUGCGGCCACGGCUUCCAUGUCGCAUGCGUCGACGCCUGGCUACGGAGCUGCGCCACAUGCCCCUCCUGCCGCGCCCCCAUCGUUGCCACGCCCACUGUGGUGGUCGUAGUGGCCGCGAACAACAGGUGCCAGAGGUGCGGCGAGGCGGCAGCGCGGAACGGUGGCGUCGAGGACAUGUCCUUACCCCCAUUUUCUUCAUUCUCUGCUUUUUAGCUUGCCUGGCUGUCGACCCAAUGUGUCUUGACAUGUUAAUUUUGCAAUGUAAAACUUGUGUUUACUUGA
Messenger RNA from Triticum aestivum (bread wheat), 743 nucleotides. Its product is annotated as probable E3 ubiquitin-protein ligase ATL44. NCBI's taxonomy places the organism in Eukaryota, Viridiplantae, Streptophyta, Magnoliopsida, Poales, Poaceae. Bases 63 to 674 code for a protein of 203 amino acids. The transcript has a single exon. The record is from RefSeq and is a predicted model, not a curated record.